GGUUUCCAUACAACACUGAGAAGCGUUUGCAGUCGUAUAUGUCUGUGUAUGGGGAAGAAUUACAGUAAAAUGGAUCCUCGAUCACUCUACCGCUCUGCAUCAUUGAAUUAUGGAAGAUCAUUGCAUUAUGAAGUGAGGGGCCUUUUCAACAACAGUCUGUCCUGCUGCGUUAAUGCUUUGCUUCAGUCCUUUUCUGCCACCACUGAACUCCUGGACAUACUGAACAAAUGGAAUCCAUCAGUUGGGAUUGAUGAGAGGAACGUCCCACUGCAGUUGAGUAACGCCCUGGAAGCCAUGAGGGACAAAUCACAUUCUGCGCCACACAAAGACUUCCUCAACUGCCUCUACCGUCAAGCCAUCCGACCAUCCACUCAACAAGAUGCAGAUGAAAUAUUCCACAUCAUCCUAAAUCUCAGUCAGAAGCAGAUGCCUGAUGCUGCUGUGGCUCAGGAGAUCCGCAGUCUCUAUGAGAUAAAGGUAGAGACCCAGGUGGUGUGUUCAAAGUGUGAAUUCAUUCACAGAGCGCCCAGCUCUCUUUUCAGUCUUCCUUUGGCAAUCUGGGAAAGAGAAAACACCCUGGAAGGCUGCAUCAACUCUUUUUUCAAGCUACAAAAGCUGCCAGACAGCGAGAAGUUUUACUGUGACCGGUGUGAUAAAAAGCAGCCAUCCACUCAUGAAAUGAAGCUUGUCUCAUUGCCUCCGAUUCUGUGUGUCCACUUGAAAAGAUUCAGAAACAAUGAUGGUUUCACCAGGAAACUCUUCAGCGAAGUCACCUUUCCUGAAACAUUCAGCACUGAAAUUUUUGCUGCUGGACAAUCAGAAAAUGCUGAUGGUCUUAAGGCUGAUGAGUGUUACAGUCUCUAUGCAGUAGUAGUGCACAUAGGAAAUGCCAUGUUUGGUCACUACACUGCUUUCAUCAACUCAGAUCAGAAGUGGUAUUAUGCUGAUGACAGCUGUGUGCAACAAUCCACAUGGGCAGAAGUGCGGGAAACAUAUGGAGGGUCCCAUCGGAAUGGACAUACAGCCUACUUGCUUCUGUACAGAAAGAAGAGCCAGAAUUCAUCUGGAUAACUGUUGGGAACACUGCAGCAUUUAUGAAUUAAUGCAGAGAAUAUUCCAAGAUUAGGACCAAAGUCUAUUUAAAUUUUGGGUGAAAGUAUGAAGAAAGGUGUUAAAUAAUGUAUAUCAAUAUAUUUUCAUGUUGAUUGGGGUUUAUAUAGAACAGUAUUUUGGGAAGGAUUAUGCUAUUUUGUCAGAGAAUGUUUUGUGAAAUGAAUGGAUAUUGUUAAAUAAAAAUAUGUUUUGAAAUAA
Messenger RNA from Carassius carassius (crucian carp), 1311 nucleotides. It is a transcript of the gene usp18, whose product is annotated as ubiquitin specific peptidase 18. The transcript has 10 exons. The record is from RefSeq and is a predicted model, not a curated record. NCBI's taxonomy places the organism in Eukaryota, Metazoa, Chordata, Actinopteri, Cypriniformes, Cyprinidae. Gene Ontology annotation, molecular function: cysteine-type deubiquitinase activity; cysteine-type endopeptidase activity. Gene Ontology annotation, biological process: protein deubiquitination. Bases 49 to 1071 code for a protein of 340 amino acids. Gene Ontology annotation, cellular component: cytosol; nucleus.